Vombatus ursinus (common wombat) is the source of this 3631-nucleotide messenger RNA. RefSeq names its product t-complex 10 like 2 (gene TCP10L2). The record is from RefSeq and is a predicted model, not a curated record. Gene Ontology annotation, molecular function: tubulin binding. The transcript has 13 exons. NCBI's taxonomy places the organism in Eukaryota, Metazoa, Chordata, Mammalia, Diprotodontia, Vombatidae. Bases 27 to 2663 code for a protein of 878 amino acids. Gene Ontology annotation, cellular component: centrosome; nucleus; centriole. Gene Ontology annotation, biological process: centriole elongation; cilium assembly.
UACCAGGGGUGAAUUGGCCUGAUUUCAUGCAACAGUAUCAUGGCCAAGAAAGUGAGUCAAAGUCUCAGACAGAUGAGAAGAAUGAGCCUCAGUUUCUUGAUUGUCAAAAUCAUUUAGAUAAUAGAGAAGAACCCACAUAUAAUCAGAUUCAGCAACACUUUGACAUACUGAGUCCACCUCCGAUGCUGGAAAAGACUCCAGUAACUCCUGGGAAUUCUGGUCUCCAGGACAUUGUACAGAAUCAGGAGAAACAAGCAGAUAGGACUAAUGAGAGCUAUGUUCCACCAAAAGUGUGUUUUGUUUCCUGUCAGCCAAAUGAAAAGCUUGUAUCUUCUAGAGCUACCCCAGGGCACAGAACAAGAGCCAGUCCUGAAUUUAAGAAAGUUAAUGACAGAAUAGUGAAGAAUGUCCAUCAGUUAAAUAAGGGCACAGGAAAAGAAAAAAAGUAUAUGCUGGACUCUCACAAAAGAAAGCAGCAAGACAAAAGAGGGAUAGUCAGCUUGGGGAAUGAUGAGUCACCAUCUUCAGAUAAGAAAAGCUCAUUUUCUGACUCCACAACUUGUUACUGUGUAUGUCCAAAAAGUGAGGAUCUUCCAAAUGUACACUAUGCUAACCAAAAUCUGGACCUUUCUGAACCUGACUAUGCUAAUGAUGAGCCCAGUGGAUCAGAGGAGAUGGCCUUGAGAAGAUCUAGCAAAUUCUUUGUCAAGAAAAAGAGGUCUCAGAAGCUGUUAGGACUGAAAGAUGACUCCUCCAGGGCUGGCAGCAGUGAAUCAAGUACUGAAACUAUUGAACUAAGAGGGAGCUGGACUCAGUCCUCUUUUCAGACGUCUCAUGACCACCAUGUUGGGCCAACAAGGCCCAAGAAAGAGCUGAAGCCCAAAAGUACCACCAGGAGCAUCCAGAUUCCAGACAUGCAGCCACCAGCUUGUGAGCUUGUAACCAGUUUAUUCCCUGUUUUGAAGGACAAAGUAAACUCACCUGAGCAAGAACCAUAUGAAACCUUCCAUGAAGACGCUAAAAAAAGACCCACAGGGAAAUUACAGGAACUUGAAGAAGAGAUUGAUGAGCUCCAUGGAGAAAACCCUCUGCUUUCCCAGGUGAAAGCAAAGCAAGAGAAAGUAAUACAAUUUCUCAGAGCACACAUAAAUCACUUCAAGGCAGAAAAGGUCAAAGAGGUGAGCUUUUCAGAUGAACAUUACAAAGAAGAAGAUUCCCGAGCACAGCUUACAAAGGCAAACCUGGAAAAAUGGACAAAGACCUCUGGAAUCUCUAAAAAGGAUGAUGAUACAAAGGAGAGGUUGAUCUUAAAGAAACAAAUCAAUAGGCUACAAGAGCAGUUCAAGAUAAAUGAAUCCCGGUGGUCCAUGGCUCAUAUCAAACUCCAGAACCAGAUAGAAUUCCUAAUGAAACAGAACCUGGAGCUCCAAGAUGAACUUCGAACUUCGGAACAUCAGUGGCUGGAAAUCGCCAAGAAAUCACUGGCUUUACAUUCUGCAAGAAAGAAAUCAGAAUCUCUGGCAUCAGAACCAAUUCUUAAAGGAUCUUCAAGCCUGUCAAAGAAUGAGGGAACACCAAUGCACUCUAGUCCAAAGAGUUGCGUAGGCCAGAGAUUAUCAUCUGAAAAAUGUACUUCUCUAGAGCCAGAAAGCAACAAAAUAGAAAGAAUGGAAUCUAAGAAAGCAACAUCAAGAGAACAGAGAGAAAAAUCUAUUUCCAGAAGCCUUCGAGUCAGAAGUCCUCCACCUAUUGGAAAGAGAUCUGACCUAGAACGAAGAAUCCCACCAUCUGAUCCAGAAAUGGUCAUCCAUCGAUUUCCAAGAAAUCUGCAAAAAGCAAGUUCAAGAAAAUCACCAGUGCCGAUUUCCCCACUUGUCAUGUAUAAUGAAAGCUUGGCAGCUUAUGAAAAUGACAGGUCUCCACUGACCUCUGGGAAUUAUGAAGAUACACUCUUCCUUCGGGUUUGGAAUGAUGAUCACAGGUCAUCUGCCUUUCAUCAGAAUAAAAACACUCAGAGUUAUUCUUCCAAGUUGGCAACAUCCAGAAAAUUAUUGCUGUCUAUGAAAAGUAAGAAAAAUGAAGAGGAAAUACAAAAAGAAACAAAGCACCCAGAUGGCAAGGUGGAAUGGAAAUUUUCAGAUGGACGGAAAACAAUCGCUUUCCCCAAUGGUACCAAGAAGGAGAUCAGUGCUGAUAAGAAAACAACUAUUGUGACGUUUCCAAAUGGAGACCUGCAGAAGUUCAUGCCUGAGCAGAGAGUGCUUUAUUAUUAUGCAGAUGCUCAAACAACCCACACCACUUAUCCUGAUGGUCUGGAAGUGCUACAAUUUCCUAAUAAGCAGAUUGAAAAACACCAUCCCAACGGCACUAAGGAGAUUGUGUUUCCAGAUGGGACAGUGAAACACCUCGGUGUCACCCAUGAGAAGACAGUGUUCCCCGAUGGCACAUUGGUGAAAGUAGAAAGGUUAGCAUUGAAUGGAGAUAAAACCAUUAUAUUCAGUAAUGGGCAGAAGGAGAUCCACACUUCACAAUUCAAGAGGAGGGAAUUCCCUGAUGGUACCGUCAAGACUGUAUAUAACACUGGCCAUCAGGAAACGAAGUAUAUGUCGGGCAGGGUUCGAAUCAAAGAUGAAACAGGAAAGACCAUCCUUGACAAGAAGUGAUUUGCCUCUUCUGCGUGUAAAAUUAUGUAGGCAAUUCAGAUUACUUUUUAUUCAGAUUUUCUUUCAUUUUUUUUUUAGCCGUCUGACCAGAGAGGAGACAUAGGUAAGGGCCUAUCAGGAGAGGGGUAUGAGAGAUCUCAAACCCAAUUAAUUAUGUAGAAAUUUUUAAAAGAAAAAAUGAUUCCCUUAGUUCUCCAUUUGGAAGGAAAAAAAAAGGUGGUUAAAAUAACGCUCUUGAGUCAACUUCUUGUUCCCAAGGCAAUCGCUCCUGGUCCACUCUAGGUCAUUUAUUCUUUGGUGACCAGAUGCGCCUGCUGUUGGAACACCUUGCUGAGCUCCCUUCUUCUGCCAUGCUUUACUUGGACUCACCACUUCUGUUUACUUUGUUCAUUCAUCCCAAAACAAGUGAAUUUAGCCUUUUUCAAAUCCUGCCUCGUUAGGAGCUGUCUAAACAGCAAUGCCUGUCUUAUUUCCAGAGCUACAUUUUUGUACUUGGCUCCAAACACAGUGAACAGAUUGAAGGAGCUUUAAACAGUCUUGUAGCAACACCUGUCAGGAGCUCCAGGCUUAACCACCUCUCGCACUUUACCUUUAAUUCUCUGGCAGCCAUUUAUCCUCUUAGCAACUUCAUUCUUAAUCCCAAGUGUGAAAAUGAUUGCAUGAUUUUUACUAACCUUACAAUUUUGAUUCCAUUUUAAGCAACGCAUAGAAUGCAGAAAUAAACUACUUUUUUUUUUUCUGAAACAAUUAGAGCCCAGAAAAUGUAGGAAAUGAAUAACUUCCUGUAAAUGUCAUCACCGAUGACAGGAUGUGGCCAGACAUGAGUUGCUGAAUAUGCACUCUUGUAUAUUUUUAUGUGAAACCAGAUGUGAUAAUGUAUUUUCAUGACGAUAAUCAUCUUGGCCCUGGGUGUAUAUUGUGUCCAUACUGCUGUGUUCUUUUAAGAUACUCUUGUAUUAUUUAAAGAA